Brugia malayi is the source of this 672-nucleotide messenger RNA. RefSeq names its product Collagen alpha, putative. The transcript has 6 exons. Lineage: Eukaryota; Metazoa; Nematoda; Chromadorea; Rhabditida; Onchocercidae. The coding region runs from base 1 to 672 and encodes 223 amino acids. Gene Ontology annotation, molecular function: protein folding chaperone. Gene Ontology annotation, biological process: response to heat; protein refolding. The record is from RefSeq and is a predicted model, not a curated record.
AUGUCUCGCAUUUACGAUUCAAACGAGUACCAAAAUGAAGCUGGAAAUAGCUCGGAAAGAAAUUGCUCAGAAUGGAAGCGGAAAAAGAAUGUGAUUCAGAGGACUGCACAACAACAGCAUGUCACAUCCAUGCCAGUCACAUAUAUUGCUCGGCCUAGCUAUUGUCCUAUAGAAGACGGUUUAUGGCAAUCUAGGCGGCCGAAGCAAGAGUAUAAGAAUAUGGCCAGUAGCUUGGGUCUGGGAUAUCGUAGUGUAAAAUCGUUGAACACUAUUAGUCAGACUCAUAAUUUGGAACUUCGAUUACGUGCUGGUUCACCACAGAUUCCAUCCAGUAUUGGUGAUAUUAUUAAUACAGAACAUGGUUUCACGAUUCAACUAGACACAAGACAUUUCCAACCGAGAGAUAUUCAGGUAACUUUACAUCAGAACACGCUUAGUGUAACUGGGGAUCGCUUAGAAGAUGAUGGUACUGGUGCGCAAAGACUACAUCGAAGUUUCACACGGAAGUAUAUAAUCCCUUCUGAUGUUCGACUUUCUUCCUUAUCAUCCUACACCACCAAUAAUGGCUAUUUAAUCAUCAAGGGUAGCCGAAAAGGCUGGAAGGAAACCGACUUAACGAAGCAUUUGGCAUCUACAUCAAUAUCCAACGAAUCAAUGACAAGUGCUGUUUGA